AUGUUUGUUGUGUGCACAUUUCAUCGCUUCAGUGUCUGUGGCGAUGAUGAAUUGGAAUUAGCAGUGGUACAGCUUCGGUAUGAUUUCAAGUGCGAGUAUGUGCCGGUUUGGGCAGAGACUGGAGUGUUCGAGAGACCGUUCAAUCACGAGGCAAUUUGCAAUCCCCUCUUCAUUCGUCUGCAAUUGACUGGAAAUUGUUUACUCACCGUCCCGUCUGGUCAAGGCUGGGCCGGCUUUCGAGACCGGCCGGCCGGUUUUUCGCUUCAGACUUUCGUCUGA
Messenger RNA from Protopolystoma xenopodis, 279 nucleotides. NCBI's taxonomy places the organism in Eukaryota, Metazoa, Platyhelminthes, Monogenea, Polystomatidea, Polystomatidae. The record is from the annotation of a GenBank genome assembly.